AAUAUAUUUUUGAACAUCGAACUCAAGCGUUCGUACUAGACAUUCGGACAAUUCUAUGUUUCCCUCUACAGUUUUCAAACUAACCUAGAUAAUUAAUGGAAUUUUCAAAACAUCCUGAGAUGGAUAAACAAAUUACUACUUUUCUUAUUCCUAACGAUUUAUGCAAACGAUCAGGUAUAGCCGGAACAUGGUUACCUUUGGAUCAAAUUGCAGUUUAUGCCUAUGAACAACGAAAUGUGCACCAAAAAGAUGAACCCAGUCAUUUUGCUUCAAAUAGUGCGUCUUCCAUAUUUCAUUUAAGACAAGAUAUAGUGCUAUUUCACCCUAUACUAAGAAAGUUAGUGAAUGAAUCCAAUGGCGUAUUUCUCUCUGUACAAGAGUUAGUCGAUGGCAAAACUGUAGAGUUGCAAGUGGAAUUGUUUAAAAUAAGUAGGCAGUACAGGUCUAUAAUAAGGGCUUGCUUAGAAAACCUUCAAGAUGAACUCACAAAAUUAAAGGAUGAUAGCAAAAAUGAGUUACAGAAUUACAUUACAAUAUUUUAUUCAAUCGAGUGUAUUUGGCAUUUAUGUGAGAUACUUUUUAUUGAUGUUAUGCCUGCAAAUUUAGUACUACCACAAGUACUGGAAUGGGUACGUUUUCAUUUUCCAGAACAUGAAAGAAAUGCUGCUAACAUGUUAUCUGAAGAUAUUAUCGGCUUAGAAAAAAAUUCAGAAUAUUGGAAUACUGUCUUAGGAGCUCUACUACAAGGUAGAAUUCAUCUGGUACGAUCAUUAUUAAAGCAGCAUUCUUCUUCAGAUAGUAGUACAUUUAGACUUAUUGACCAAAUUCUUAGAGCAAUGCCAACAUUCAAUAGUUCAACAGGAGCUUCUAUAAAUGAAUAUAAUAUGCAGUGGAGACAUUGGACAAUAGACAUUCAGUCCAAAAUAGAUGCGGGUUUAUUUAACUCCGAACAACAUUUGGAUUUAAUUACAAGGCUUAUAGUUGGUCAAGAACAAGCUUGGAUAGAAAUUCAAGAUCAUUGUGAUGUUUGGUAUGCUUAUUUGGUAGGUUGGCUGUUCUUUACGGAACCAACAGUGAAGUCUUUUGAAUUAGGCCAAUUUGCAAAAAAAGUUAUUACUAAAUUGAACAUGAAUAAUCAUCUGAAGCAGUUAGAUAAGGUUUUGUUAGCAGCGUUAGAUUUUGAUAUAUUUCAGGUCAUACAAGAAAUUCAAAAUAUGUAUGAUAACGGUUGGUUUGUUAGUCAUUUAACAGAUCUACUUUAUCAUUGUGGGAAACUAGGAGAUUUACAAAAAGAUCUUCCAGAAUUUUCUCCUGAUAAACUUCGAGAAUCAUUUAUUCUUGAUUAUGGUGUCACAUUAAUGGGUCAUCAAUCAUUGUGGCAAGUCGGCUUAACAUAUUUAGAUAAUUGUCCAUCCAAUGGUUUACAAGUUAUUGAAUUACUUCUGCCUAGGAUAUUCAUAAAUUCGGAAGCCAAGGCUCAAAAAAUAAUAAGAGAAGCUAAAAACAGAGACUUGAACAACGUUGUACACAGUAUUUGUAAAAUACAAGGUAUGCAAUCAAUGAGAAGAGGAAGAUUGGGAAAUGCCUUAUCAUGGGCUCUUAAAUCUCAAGAUGGUCCGUUCACCUCAUUUUUAGCAGACAAAUUUUUACAUGACUAUAUAAGAAGAGGUAAAUUGUCAAGUGUUGAUUUGCUGGAUAAUUUAGGAUCCGGAAUGCUUGUCAGUGAUAGGCUCAUCUUUUUAGGUAAAUAUUAUGAAUUUCACAAGUUGUAUCAAAGUGGAGAGUAUAGGGAUGCAGCAUCACUAUUAAUUUCCUUAUUAGCAUCAAAGAUCAUUCCGAAAUACUUCUGGUGUGUACUUUUAAUCGAAUCUAUCCCGCUCCUGGAAAGUGGUGAUUUAGUAUUUUCUUCUAACGACACCUUCACAAUAAUCCAUUGUUUGGAAGAAAAAAAGGAUUUGCCCGAAUUAAAAGACAAGAUAGAAAUUUUGAGGCUAGCAGCUGCAAGAAAUCUAUCCCGCGCCCUAAUUGCCGAAGCAGAGGUUACUGAAUAAGAAAUGGAAACAAUAAUUUCCACCAACUGGUAAAAAUAAGGAUAAAAAAGUUUUUAAUAAAUAUUUUUUAUAAAA
Diorhabda carinulata is the source of this 2126-nucleotide messenger RNA. RefSeq names its product nuclear pore complex protein Nup85 (gene Nup75). The transcript is spliced from 9 exons. Gene Ontology annotation, biological process: protein import into nucleus; positive regulation of DNA-templated transcription; mRNA export from nucleus. The coding region runs from base 96 to 2051 and encodes 651 amino acids. The record is from RefSeq and is a predicted model, not a curated record. Gene Ontology annotation, cellular component: nuclear pore outer ring. Lineage: Eukaryota; Metazoa; Arthropoda; Insecta; Coleoptera; Chrysomelidae. Gene Ontology annotation, molecular function: structural constituent of nuclear pore.